AUGCCCGCGGCCACCGUCGACCACAGCCAAAGAAUCUGCGAGGUCUGGGCUUGCAACUUGGACGAGGAGAUGAAGAAAAUCCGCCAGGUUAUACGCAAGUAUAACUACGUGGCUAUGGACACAGAAUUUCCAGGUGUAGUUGCAAGGCCUAUCGGAGAAUUCAGGAGCAACGCAGACUAUCAGUACCAAUUGUUACGCUGCAACGUAGACCUGCUAAAAAUAAUUCAGCUAGGAUUGACGUUUAUGAACGAGCAAGGAGAAUACCCUCCAGGAACUUCAACUUGGCAAUUCAAUUUUAAAUUUAAUUUAACAGAAGAUAUGUAUGCCCAGGACUCAAUUGAACUACUCACGACAUCUGGCAUCCAAUUUAAAAAGCAUGAGGAAGAAGGAAUCGAGACACAGUACUUUGCAGAACUGCUUAUGACAUCAGGAGUUGUACUGUGUGAAGGAGUCAAGUGGCUUUCAUUUCAUAG
This is a messenger RNA of Tinamus guttatus (white-throated tinamou), 473 nucleotides long. Lineage: Eukaryota; Metazoa; Chordata; Aves; Tinamiformes; Tinamidae. The record is from RefSeq and is a predicted model, not a curated record.